Pistacia vera is the source of this 1839-nucleotide messenger RNA. RefSeq names its product cytochrome P450 714A1-like. The record is from RefSeq and is a predicted model, not a curated record. Bases 1 to 1617 code for a protein of 538 amino acids. The transcript is spliced from 5 exons. Gene Ontology annotation, molecular function: iron ion binding; monooxygenase activity; oxidoreductase activity, acting on paired donors, with incorporation or reduction of molecular oxygen. Lineage: Eukaryota; Viridiplantae; Streptophyta; Magnoliopsida; Sapindales; Anacardiaceae.
AUGGUGUGUUGGUGGUCUCUGAUGGUAGUGACUGGGGUGUUGUUAUUCAGGUUGAUACAAGUGUAUGAAACGGUGUGGAAGAAGCCCAAAAGGAUUCGCUCAACUCUAUCAAAGCAAGGGAUUGGAGGUCCAACGCCGGCCUUCUUGUAUGGGAACGUUAAGGAGAUACAAAACAUGGAGUCAGAGUCAGUUUUAAUGGUUACCAAGUCAGAAGAUGAAGAUGAAGAUGGGAAAACUAUUCAAGCAAUCUCCCACCAUCACUGGGUUCGCUCUACCUUUCCUUAUCUCCAGAGAUGGACAUUCGACUACGGGCCAAUGUACAUGUUCUCAACGGGGAGCCAGCAGCAUCUGUAUUUGAGCCAACCGGAGUUAAUAAAAGAACUGAAGCUACACAAGUCCUUGGUGUUAGGUAAGCCUUCAUAUCUAUCCAAAGCACUGGAGCCCAUGUUGGGCAAUGGCAUCAUUAAGGCUAAUGGACACCAAUGGGCCCAUCAGAGAAGACUUAUUGCUCCUGAGUUCUUCCUCCACAAAGUCAAGGGCAUGAUUGGUCUUAUGGAGGAAUGUACCAUGGCAAUGGUGAAAACAUGGGAGAUUCGACUGAUUGAAAGCCAGGGAGGAGUUGCAGACCUCAUGAUUGACCAAGAUUUAAGAAGCCUUUCUGCAGAUAUCAUCUCAAGAGCUUGUUUUGGAAGCUCUUACUCUCAAGGGAAAAAUAUUUUCGCCAAGCUAAGGGUCAUGCAAGAAGCCAUGUCCAAACCAAGUUUACUCUUUGGACUUCCAAACUUAAAAUUCCUUCCAACAAAGAGUAACAGAGAAAUAUGGAGGUUGAAGAGAGAGGUAGAGGAGUUGAUACUGAAGGUGGUCAAAGAUCGUCAAGAAGAAAGCCAAAAGGAUACUGGUAUAUAUGGAAAAGACCUCUUAGAAAUGAUACUUGAAAGUGCUGCUACUGACACUGAAUUGCAGAAAAGCACACAUGAUACCCACCGUUUUAUAGUAGACAAUUGCAAAAACAUCUACUUUGCUGGCUAUGAAACUACUGCUCUUGCCGCCUCCUGGACCUUGAUGCUUCUUGCACUCUAUCCUGAAUGGCAACAACGUGUUCGAGCCGAGAUUGUUCACAACUGGGGUGAUAAAAAUCUUCAUCGAACCUCGGCCUCAAUAGACUUGGAUAAACUUCGCCAGUUGAAAACGCUGACAAUGGUGAUUCAAGAGAGCCUGCGUCUGUAUGCGCCAUCACUGGUAGUGGCAAGAGAAGCAUUUGCAGAUAUAAAGUUGGGAAAUUUAGUAGUGCCGAAAGGCAUACACAUAUGGAACUCGAUCCCGGCGCUGCACCGUGAUCCUGAGAACUGGGGUUCUGACGCCAAUGAGUUUAAGCCUGACAGAUUUGCAGGAGGAAUAUCUGAAGCCUGCAAAUAUCCACAAGCUUAUGUGCCCUUUGGUUAUGGAAGUCGAUUAUGCGUGGGACAAACCUUUGCAUUGAUAGAACUGAAGAUCAUACUCUCCAUUCUUGUAUCAAACUUCUCCUUCUCCCUCUCUCCGAAAUAUCGCCACUCUCCAGUGUAUAAAAUGCUGUUAAUGCCACAACAUGGAAUGAGACUCCUUGUAAAGAAAGUGUAGAUAAAUUACAAGUAUUUCCUCCCAUUUCAAGUUAAAAAUUACACCAUAUUCAGAGUACUGCGUUACCUUUUAUUUAAUCUAGUAAGAGUAUGAACCAGGUUGGAUCUCAGUGGGCUUUAAUGGUCGUUGGUUUUUGGGCUGAUGUUAGCCCAGUACAUGCAUUGUUGGACCUGACCCUAGGUCCACGAAAUUUUCAUAAAUUAUACAAUAAUAUACCAAUUU